Messenger RNA from Closterium sp. NIES-67, 1703 nucleotides. The record is from the annotation of a GenBank genome assembly. NCBI's taxonomy places the organism in Eukaryota, Viridiplantae, Streptophyta, Zygnematophyceae, Desmidiales, Closteriaceae.
CUUGAAGCUGCCAUUACCCCACCUCCCCUCGUAGCAGCAGCAGCACCAACCGUCCUCUCAUCCUCCCACUCCACCUCCUCCUCUUCCUCCCCCUCCCUGCCUUCGCUAUGCACCCCCCUACUCUCCCGGCCCUUCUCCCCCCUGCCUUUCUCCUCCUCCCCGCCCGUCCCCUCCUCCACCAGAUGCCCGUUCCCCUUGGCCCUCUCCGUCUCCCGCUCGUGCAUGAGCACCAGGUUCCACUGCAGGUCGCGCGUCAUGCGCACGCCCAUGCCCCGCACGCGGCUCACCCGCACCCUGCCCUGCUCAUCGCGAUACGUCGCGACACUCCCACCCACUGCUGCUCCUCCUGCUGCCUCCCGUUGUGUGGCCUGUGCUGACUCAGCAUCAUCGGCUGCAGCAGCGCCACUAACAACGCCAUCCAAACCACUGCUGCCAUGAGGAUGGGCAGCCCGAGCAUCAGCAGCACCCACUGUGGCAGCAGCAUCGCUGUCAGUGGCUGCCUGCACUGCCUCAUCUGCCACCAUCGCCAGAUACGCCUCCUUCCCUGCAUCCUCCCCCUCGUCCGCCUCCUCCCUCUGCACCCCACCUCUCCUCCCGUUCACACUGUUCCCCAUGAGCCCCUCCAGCCCCAACUCACCAUCCCCACCCCCCGCAUCCCCUCCAGCUCCCCCAUCCCGUGCACCGGCCACAGCGCCCUUUGCCUCUCCAGCGCCCCCCAUCACCUGCCCCCCCGCCCUCGCCCUCCCUCCCCCCCAGCCAUCCCUCUCACUAACUCCCCCCCCCUCCUCCUCCUCCUCCACCCGUGCCUUCAUCUUCCCGCUCUCACCAUCCGGCCGGGUCUCCCCCCAAGCUUGUCCUCCCCCCCACCCAUGCUCCCAGGCGCCCUUCCCCCUGCCCCUCCCGCGCGGCCCCCUCCCCCGCCUGCUCUGUGCGGGUGCAGCUGACAGUGGUGGCAGGCGCACACCCAAUGGCGCAGCACUGAGGCGAGGGGGGAACCAGAAGAAGACGGUGGACGGGAAGAGGGGGGGGGAGGGGUAAAAGGACGAUUGAGAAAGAAGUAUCAGGGGACAGAGGGAGGAAAGAACAAAAACUCCCUUUCAUCCGCUCAGGAAGGCGGUGGUUGCCUGCCUGCCCCUACUAUGCCUCCAACGAACCCAGAACAUCCUCCUCUUUCGUCCCAAGCUCACAUCCCCCCACUCACCCACCUGCGGUCCUGAGGCACAGACGACGUGAACACGAACUCCCUGCCCGCCUCCGAUGCUAUCCGCCCUCCCCCCACGCCCACGCCACCACCCCUGCCCGCCCCUGCUCCCUCCACCCCUGCCGCUCCUCCUGCUGGGCGCGGCACCCCCAUGUGUGGCUCUUCCCCUCCUGAAGCUGCACGAGCAGGCAGGGCGGCAGCAGCGGAGGAGGAUCCAGGGAUAGGAGAGGGAAGGCUGGAAGCAGCGCCAGCAGACGUGCCAGCAGCAGCAGUGGCCGAGGCAGCGACGAAGGCGGUGGCAGCAGCGGAGCGCGCGGAGUCGAUCUGGCGGCGCAUGGCAGCGCCUGCUCGAACUUGUGGCGAUUCUCAGCCACCAGCUGCUCGCGCAUCUGCACACGUGCAGUAGGGCGGACGGACGAGGGACGAGGGACAGGUCGGGAUACAGCGUGGCAUGCAGCACGUGGAGAGCAGGGAGUGGAAACUGAGGCCAGCACUGCACGAG